GAUACGACCCCUGCUUUACAAGUGUUUAAUAUGAAUGUAAAGUCAUAUCCUUUUCCUGUUUUGUCUCAUGUCUUGUGUUUGCAUUCAAUCGACGCUUAAUUGAGUUAUAUUUAAAUUGAGAAACAAUGGUGCGGAUGAAUGUCUUGGCGGACGCUCUCAAGUCCAUUAACAACGCCGAGAAGAGAGGCAAACGACAGGUCCUUCUGAGGCCGUCAUCCAAAGUGAUCGUGAAAUUCCUGAAAGUGAUGAUGAAGCAUGGCUAUAUCGGCGAGUUUGAGAUCGUGGACGACCACAGAGGAGGCAAAAUCGUGGUGAAUCUGACGGGAAGAUUAAACAAAUGUGGAGUAAUUAGCCCUCGAUUUGACGUGAAAUUGCGAGACAUGGAGUCAUAUUUGGCUAAUUUAUUGCCGUCCCGUCAGUUCGGGUUCCUUGUAUUGACCACUUCGGGAGGGAUUAUGGAUCACGAAGAGGCCCGAAGAAAGCACUUGGGCGGCAAAAUCCUCGGCUUCUUCUUCUGAUAGCUUUUGUCAUCAAUUGUUUAAAUAAAUAAUUAAUAAAAACAUUUUUUGAGAAAUAAAUGAAA
Molecule: messenger RNA, 583 nt
Organism: Medioppia subpectinata
Lineage: Eukaryota; Metazoa; Arthropoda; Arachnida; Sarcoptiformes; Oppiidae
Source: the annotation of a GenBank genome assembly